AUGGACCAAGAGAAGUGGGAGUAUGGCCGCGCUAGCUCGAACGGGAUCGAUGUUCAGCCGCUGGUGAACGAGAACCGAAAGAAGGUCAGGGCUUACCUUGAGGAUGCCAGCAAAGAGCAGGAGAGCCGUCAGGAGCUAUUUAACAAGCUGGAUGAGCUCGAGGAGAAGAUGGUAUGCGUCCAACAAGACACUCGGAACCUCGGACCAAAUCGCUCCAAGGGCCAGAUCUCACCAGGAGUCCUGGAUAAGAUAAAUGCCUUGCGGCUCGAGGAAAGCGCGCUCAACAAAGAACACUCAAGGCUUUUAAAACUUCUCUGGGUCAGGCACACCGAGGUCCAGGGCACCAUAUCACGAAUCUUGGAGAGCAGGACAUUGGAUUUCGAGACGAAGGAUGAUGCGAAUGGGGGUGAGCCGAUCACCAUCGCGCAUCCCUCGUCCUCGUGUGCUCUGAAAGACCCGGACACUGGCGGCGCAGAAAGCACGCCGAAGGAGGCCCAGGGUUCGGGAAAGAGCAUCCCUGACUGGUUCUGUCUCCUGGAAAAGAAGGGCUGGGUGAGACUCAGAUCUCAGGGUGAGGAGAAUCGGUUCGACGAGUUGCUGAAUAAGCUGGCGAGGCUGGAGGACGAGGUCAGGCGCCAGCAGACCGAAGUACAAGGUGCCCGAAAAGCGCCGUGGGAUGAUCACUUUCAUGAGCCCAACCCCGGUUGGGCACAUGAGAGUCAACGAAUACGCGGCGGGUGGUGGACAUGUCGCGACGGCGAGGAUGCUCCGCUGGCCGAGAGGUUGUGCCAGAGAAAGUCGCAACAGCGCCACAACCCCAAGGUUAUGGCAGCCGACUACCUCGAGGAGCUCAUGGGCCGUGUGCGCACGGCCAUGGCUAUCGUGGCGGAAAAAGACAAGAAGUUUGUCACAGCAAUGAUGCAGCUCGAGCGCCUGGACGCCAGCCAUCAACUGCGAGGCGAUGAGCGAGGAAGGUUCCCGGCUCCGAGCAAGUAAUGCCACAGGAUCGGACAUU
This is a messenger RNA of Gaeumannomyces tritici R3-111a-1, 1015 nucleotides long. RefSeq lists its product as hypothetical. The transcript has 2 exons. The record is from RefSeq and is a predicted model, not a curated record. The coding region runs from base 1 to 996 and encodes 331 amino acids. Lineage: Eukaryota; Fungi; Ascomycota; Sordariomycetes; Magnaporthales; Magnaporthaceae.